This is a messenger RNA of Diabrotica virgifera virgifera (western corn rootworm), 7698 nucleotides long. RefSeq names its product C2 domain-containing protein 5. The transcript has 18 exons. Lineage: Eukaryota; Metazoa; Arthropoda; Insecta; Coleoptera; Chrysomelidae. Gene Ontology annotation, biological process: protein localization to plasma membrane; intracellular protein transmembrane transport; positive regulation of vesicle fusion. The coding region runs from base 373 to 5181 and encodes 1602 amino acids. Gene Ontology annotation, molecular function: calcium-dependent phospholipid binding; calcium ion binding. Gene Ontology annotation, cellular component: plasma membrane. The record is from RefSeq and is a predicted model, not a curated record.
CCAAUCUGACACAAAAGUUUGUUAAAAUUGAUGAUGAUUGAAUAAUAAACACACACAGUCAUGUUUUAACAUAUUUUUCUUAUUUCGUGUGUCCAAACGUCUGCGCCUAUGACAACUCUGAAGUUGGCCUAACAACUUCAGAAAAAAUGAAAACAAGGCAAACUUCAUGACGGUUCAGGAUACUUCAAAGUAUACAGUGAAUGAGGUUACCUAAUUUUUAUAAAUAUGAUUAAGCUCAAAAGUUAAAAUGGAAACAUCCUUACUUUAAUAAUUAUAGCAAAUACUUCUACAAUUUUUAGUUACAUAGUCAAAAACUGAUUGCCUAUUUAAAUCAAUUAGGGGACCUAUUAGUUUCUUUUUUGGAAAGUUGCAAUGCCUGGGAAAGUAAAAGUGAAGAUAUCAUCAGGGAAAAAUUUACCUGUAAUGGAUAGAUCUAGUGACACAACAGAUGCUUAUGUAGAGAUAAAAUUGGGUAGUACAACAUUUAAAACUGAUGUGUGUCGAAAGUCCUUACAUCCUCAAUGGAACACAGAUUGGUACCGUUUUGAGGUAGAAGAUUCAGAAUUACAAGACGAACCCUUACAGAUAAGACUAAUGGACCAUGACACCUACUCUGCUAACGAUGCCAUAGGUAAAGUUUAUUUAAAUUUAAAUCCACUGUUACUUCCCGUUGAUGGUCAGAUAAUGAAGUAUGGAUUCAAUGGGGACAGCUCAAUUCACCAUGAAAUAUCAGGGUGGCUUCCAGUAUAUGAUACUAUGCAUGGUAUUAGAGGUGAAGUUAAUAUAACAGUCAAAGUAGAACUAUUCUCAGACUUCAAUAGAUUUAGACAAUCAUCAUGUGGUGUACAGUUUUUUUAUUCUCCAACAGUGCCUCAAGGUUAUCAAGCAAAACUCAUACACGGAUUUGUAGAGGAGCUAGUAGUUUAUGAUGAUCCUGAAUACCAAUGGAUAGACAAGAUCCGUACUCCAAGGGCUUCGAAUGAAGCCAGACAAACACUGUUUUUUAAACUUUCUGGAGAACUUCAGCGUAAAAUUGGUGUAAAGACCUUAAAUUUGGGUGGUAAUGCUGUUAUAGGUUAUAAACAGAGCUAUGAUUUAGAGGGAGAGUCGGGAAUCGUAGCUAGAGGUAUUGGUACUGCUAUAACUUUGACGGUAUCAAAUACAAGUAGUAAUGGUCCCAUAUUACCAGGAGAAAAUAAAGAUGAGCAUGUAAAAGAUUAUCUCGAAUUCGUUGGUGAUGGCAAAAGCUUUCGCUUGAGCAGCACACCAAACGUCUUAUCCUUUAUGCUUCCCGCCUUUUCUAAAGUGUCUAAAAUUGCCAAUGUUACCUUCCCCAAAUAUAAGCGUAAAUCCAGAAAAAUCGACUCCUUUGUAGAUUCAGGUAGUAUAAGGGCAUCACAUUCUAUCGAAGAUAUUUCUCAUAGCCCAAUGGAAAGAUUACUUCAACAAGAAAAUGAAAGAGGGAAAACAUAUGGUUUGCCUCAAAAGUUAAAAAACUUUAAAUAUUCUCAAAAGUCUUUGAGCAAGAAAAUGACAGCCUUUAAAUCAAAACUGUCAGGUAGUGUAGGUGAGAAAAUUGACGAAGAACCUGUUGUUCAGAAAAAAUACCUUCAUAAGAGAUCAGAUAGCGAUUCUAGCUUUAUGGCAGAGGUGUUAGCUCGUUCUGCUAUUCAAGUCCACAAUAGUUUGACUUGUAUAUUAGAAGUAAAAAAUCAGUCUACAGAAGAGGGUAAAUCAAACCAAAAAUCUGACAAAUUUAAUAAAAUGAUGUCCGAUUCAAAUACUGUAUCUGACGAAAGUGCUAGUGAAGGUCAGGGUUCUUAUUCUGAUAGCACAACUUCAGAUGAAGAGGAUGACAGUCUUAACAUUAAAAAUAGUCAAAAGGAUCUUGACACCAUAAGCACUAUUGUUAAAGAUGUAGAAAUGUUACAAAUAAAACAAAAGCCAUCGUUAUUAAAACAGCGUUCUUUACCAGCAUUCGAAAUCAGUAGAUUGGAUUCGGUGAGUUCUCUGUCUACUGCAUAUACCUACAGACCGGUAGACACAAACUGGGAUCUAUCUGAUAAUGAAAAUAACGAAAAAGAAUGCAGGAACAAUUCUGAUAGUGUGAUUGAAGAAACAACUUCUGAAACAGUUUUUCCCAAAGAGGACUGUGAAAAAACAACCAUUACUGAUAAAAAUGCAUUGUUUGAGAUUGGUGAGAAAGAAACUUCUGUUACAGAUAAAGACUCUGAUGAACAAGUAGUAGAAGUUAAAAAUGUAAAACCUGCUUUUAAGGGCAUAGUACCAGAAGCUAUAAAGAGUGUUAAAAUCGAAGAAAGGAGUUUAGUACGAACAGCUAUACAGACUUUAUUAUUAGAUAAAGCCCAGAUUUUGGGAACAUACACACCGCCCAUAACUCCAUCGGAAGUAAAGGAUACCGAAUUUCCAAAAGCUUUCCUUUCAGGCGAUACCACGCAGAAAUCAAGAAUGCCCAAAUCAGCUAGUUCAGUAUCUUUCAUAGAGUAUGUAAAAAAAAGAGAACAUGUCUUGGGUGUUCCAUUUACGGAUAUAACUGCAACUAAAGUGUUUAAAAGAAGACAGUCACAGCCGUGUCUACUCAAAUCAGAUGCACUCAUUCCUAAGACCAACACCAAAAUUUACUCAGACAAUCAACUAAACAAACCUUUAGUUAAGACUUUGCUCCAUGAAUCGUUAAAUAAGAAAAAAUUGCCUGCAAAGUUGAAUAUAUCUAGUGAUCAGAAAAGUACAUUAUCACUGAAUUCUGGUGAGAUACGCCGCGUAUCCAGUGAUAGUUCUGAUAAAAAAUCUAAACCAAACUUAUUAUUUCGAAUCUUCAGUAAAAAAAUAUCGCGUCCAGCACCCACUUGUUCUAAUACCCCUACUGAUAGUGAUUUAACAUCUAUUAACAUUUCUUCAAAUGAUUCGAAUACUGAUAUAAAAAAUCAGAGCGACAUUUGUACUAGUACUAAGCAUGCAUGCAUAACCCCUAACAGGCAUAACAUAUCACCACAAGCAGAUCAAAUUGGAAGUACUUAUCAGCAGAACCUAGAGCAGAGGAAAAGCGACCAAUCGCCUUCGAGACUCAAUAUUUUGGCUCAGAGAAGAUCUUCGGAUUCCGAUCUAAGUACCACACCAAAGGGAUUCAAUAGAAAAAGAAACAGUCUUACAAGUAGUGAAAAAUCAGGAGGACACCCAAGUAGUUCUUUUAUUAGAAAUAAUAUGGUACUCAGAUCCCAAAUACACCAGGAAAAUUUUGAUAUGUUAGAGUAUCCCUUUCUGACCAUUUUGAAAUUUCCAGCUGAUUUUAUUUCUCACAUAGGAGGUGCUGUAAGUGCACGAUCUGUGAAGAGACUGGAAACCAUACGAAACAUUGAAGAGCCUGAGUCCAGAGACACCUGGUGGUCGGAAAUAAGAAUGGAAAUACGUUCACAUGCUAGAAGUUUGAAUUGCAAUGCCGUUUUGGGUUAUUAUGAAUCUUCCAGUAUUUGUGAAGAUAUAUGUAUUUUAAGUGCCUACGGAACAGCUGUAGUGCUGAACUUUCAUAAAAGUGAUGAUGCUGACGAAUAUGCAUCCCUGUUAAAACAGAAUAUAACUGCAACUCCAAAUGAAACCUGUAGUUUAUCUUAUGAAAAGAAUCAAUAUGAUAGGGAUAAACAGAAAAUGGAAAACACCCAUAGUAAUAAUAAACAUAGUGAUAGUCCAGAUUUUUCUACCAAUACUGGCAAUUCUGUAUGUACCAUUACACAUUUACCAUAUGCCAGUAGUGAUAUUCCUGUAAAGGCAACUUUAGGAAAAUGUAUGAUAUGCAGAAAGGGGAAAGUUCCUGAGGUACUAAUAGCUACAAUAGAACCUUUAGACGGCAUACCCAGCACAGGAAGGGGAUGUUUUAUUGAAUCGUAUGUUUGUCGACCUUUAAAAGACUUAAAAGGCGAGUGGAGUGCAAAGGAAAUAUCAGACGGUUUGCCUUUUCUAGAAUAUGAGCUCCAUAGGUUGUUAGUUAACAAAUUGAAAAUAAAGGGAAUGAAUGCAAUAUUUGGUUUAAAAUUCAGAAUAACUGUUGGUGAGAAGUUGAUCAUUGCAACGGCCACUGGUACAGCAAUAUUUUUAACAUCUUUACCGAGUCCAACCGUACCUAAACUGGUUUCUGACGAAAAUGUAGACGAUCCAAAGAUAAUCACAUUACAAAAGCAACUAAAGGAAACAGUGAAGAAGAACAAAGAAAUUUAUAAAAUUGAGGAUGGAAUUGAAGGAUCCCGGGCUUGGUCAGAUGAUGAUUCGGAUGAAGAACCAACUUCUUUAGAUCUGUCAUCCGGUAGUAAAGAUUGCUGUGUUUUAGAGGUUGAUGAUCCUAAAGAUGAAGAAGUACUUUGCUCAUUAAUGAAAGAACGUCCACCUGAUGGCUUCCAUGUUGUAAAUACUGAGACAAUCCCUGGGCUCGAUGAUUUAGAGAUAGUUAAAAAUUUACAAAUGUUCAUCCAAUGCCGGAGGUUCAAAUUCCAGUCUAAUCUUAAUAUAGAUGAAUAUUUUAGUAAAUUACUUCAAAGCGUUUACUUUAAAUUAAGAAGAAUGGUACCUUGCGCUUUAUGUAAUAUCCAAUUUCGAUGUGAUAUUCCCGAGCCAGAUGAGGUGCAACUUUUAGUAUUUGGUAUGGCACUGGGGUUAGGUAAAAAAUCUAAGGGUUUCAAAUCUGUAAUUCCAAGGAAGGAAGAAGAGGACAUGAUUUUUAAAUUAGAAGAAGAUAGUAUUACGGAAAAUAAUACUGUGCAAGGAAAUAAAAUAAAUAAAGUCAAUAAACUACGAUCUUCAUCUAAAUACAAAUCGUCUCUGAAGCAAAGACACACACCCCAAAAGGAAAUUCAUGGUGUUGAUAUAACCCCCUUAUCCUACGUACCGGGAGCCAGUGUUGACAAAUAUUUAGGAAAUAUUAAUUUCUUCUUUAUUAGAGAAACGACAUCUAUUAGGGAGGAAGGAGGUCUUAGCGGGUUUCUUCAUAGUUUUGUAACGGAAGUUUUAGCCAUUGUUAGGGCACAUGUUACAGCUCUUGGUGGCAAUGCUUUAGUAGCAUUCUUUUUGACGGAAUUGUUCCUAAAUCACAACUUCCAUAAAAAUCAGGGCCAAUGUCUUAUUAACGUGGGAGGUGAUGUGGUGUCAGUAACAUCUUAUAAAGAAGAUACUUAGCAAAGCCUAAAAGGUGCAAAACAAACUAUUCGAUAACUUGUAUCAACUUCCCUACUCAUCUUUGGAGUUAAAAUUUCAAGCUAUAAACCUUUUCUAUCCAUUUCAAUUUUGUUUUUGUGAAAAUAAUUCUAAUCUUCGGUACAUUUUGUCUUUUAACGUUAAUUUACAUCUUUGUUUGUGCCAUUAAUAAUAUUUUAGGAAUGUUCUAGUAUUAGACAUCACCAUCCGGAAUUUUUAAAUUGUGUUUCAUGCAAUGAGUACUUUUGAAAAUGGUACCUAAUGAAAUUUUUUCCUUACGUUGAAGUUGCAAAAUUAUAUAUUCCCUAUUUGAAUUGACUGUCUUUGCAAUACUAAUAAUUGUAACAUUUAAAAACAUAUCAAAACGUUUUUAAAAAUGAAUAUUUUUGUUGUGUAGAAAUGCUCAUUUUAUAAUUUUUUAAUAACAAUUUGGCAGCUUUUUAUUGAAUACUUUGCUCAAGAAUAAAUUAACAAAAGUAAAAUAAAUUUAGUGUAUUGAUUCGCCCAAAAAUAAUAUUACCCCUGUGCAUAAAAUUUUUAACAGGUUUUUUGACUGUUUUAUUUAGUUAUUAUCUAUCCAUAUCUUUUAUCAACUUUGACAUUAUUAGUAUAUGCAGCCGGAGAUCUAAUAAUUAUCGGUAUAGCCAAUUCAAAUGAACUCUUUUGAAAUAAAGUCAGUAUUUUCAGGUUUUUGAGUUAUUGUUACAAAAAUCCGUGAAUUAUUAUAGGGUCACCUAGGGUUAGUGUGACGUAAAAAUAUGCAAAUUUGAUUUUAAAAUAAAAAAAUAUAUAUUUGUUUUCAAUUGAACGGUUUCAGAUUUUUAACGAAGACUUUCUGGUUAAUUGUCACAAUCAUAGCACAGUGAAUAGGCAUAUUGCAUUUUUAAAAUUCCUUCUACAUUAUGUUUUAUUUAAGAGGGUAAGGUGUCACACUAUCCCUUCAUUAUGGGGUUACUGUGACUAGGAUUAAGGAUAGUGUGACAACUAGCUUUUUUGCCAUUUAAAAGCACCUAGGAUUGAGUGUGCCUUGGUGUGACAAAGAAAGACAUUACAAAAAUGUUCGACAAUUUUAGAAAAAAAAUGUGAAAUUUUUUAUUUAAAACACCAGUUUUUUUUUAUUCAACGUAGGUAUUUUAUUGAGAACCUUUUCUUAUUUUAUAAAUUCAGUAACAUCUAACAUUCAAACACAUCAACUUUUCCUUUAAAAGUAUACCGAAUUCUUUCACCAUUAAGGGAUAAUAUCGGAUCCAUCAAUAUUGCUAUAAUCUGAGCCAUUCUAAUAAAUGAACUGUCUUUUUCAUUAACAACAAAACUCUUUUUAUCAUCAACACUUCUUAAUCCUACCACUUCUAUUUUAUCUUUAGUGUCAUCAAAGUUUUCAAUUGCACACACAUACCUUAAAGCAGUUCUACCACGCUUCCUACCCAUGAAAGUUGCAACUAUAAAAGAGCAUUGUUUAAUAUCUUCCUCGUUUACAGGUUUUAGUGUCGUAGUUUUCUCUGAGAAUUCCUCUUCUGCUUCGUCACUUUCCCCUAAAGACAUAUCUUCUAUCUCCUCAUCACUAUCUGAUUCAUCUUACUUUGACUUUUUCUUGAUUGUUUUUGGACAGGUUUUCUGUUUUCCUUUAAUGGAAUCAGCCUUUUUGUGUUUAAAGAACUGAUGUAUUCUUCUUUUGUUAUUAUUUCUGCAGUAUCAAUUAUUAUUCGUUUAACUUUAUUUUUUACGCUAGUUGGAACUAUCUUUUCCAGAAGCAUAUGCUCAAACACUUUCUCUGGUGUUUCUUGCCCAACAGAAAGUUCGGUGAUGUGACACCCUUGUAAUGGACUGGAGGAUUGGCCAGUGAUUUUAUGCUCUUUUAAUAGAGUGAUAGAUAAUGAACCAGCGGUCCCUUACUCUUCUGAUGAAUGGUUGCAAGUUACUGUCAACCAUAACCUGAUCAAACUAAGGUAGUAAGUGGUGAUAGUGUCACAUGUCACACUAUACCCAUGUUUCACUGUCACAGAAACCCCACAGUGUGAAAAUCUGUGGGGUUACUGUGACAUGCCUAAAAAAAUAAUAGAUAAAGACAACUAGGCCUUUAAAAUAAGUUUAAACGUUUAAAAUAAGUGAUGCAAUACCAUGCCGAGAAAAAAUCAUAAUUAAAUACAAAUAAUUUUGAAGAAAUUCAAAAUUUGGACUAAUAUAUCAGAAUUUCAAAUUCGAAUUACAAUACAUACAUAAAUAAAUACUAUUAUUUUAACCUAAAAAAAAAACAGAAGGGACUGAAACAUUUUUUUUUAAAUAAUCUGUUGAAAUGCAAUAGAAGUGUAAUAUAACAUCAUAUAAUAUGUAAUAUAAAAGCACAAUAUAAAUUAGUAUUUAACGUUGUCACACUAACACCGCUGUCACACUAACCCUAGGUGACCCUAUAACUGUACAUGACAUAUUAUGUGAAAGAUAUUGUUAUAUUAUAUAAUGUUAGUAUUUUGUGACAAGAUAAUAAAACUUCAAUCAUCUUAA